AUGAAGGAGGAGGAGCUGGAGUUGAGAACACAAUUAGAGAUUUCCGAGGCCAGGUCAAAGUUCACUGAGGGUGAGGCACAUCAAGUUGUCAAAGGUUUUGGUUACUUGGAUGCAAGCAGUGGCUACAAAGCUGCUAUGGCCGAGCUUGAAGUUAGGUAUGGGAAUCAAGAAACAAUUGCGAAUGCUCUAAUAAAAAGGGCUAUGUGCUGGCCCAACAUUAAAGCAGAUAAUGCGAAAGCUUUGGACGAAUAUGCUGUGUUCCUGAACGAAUGCCACAAUGCAGUGACAAGUUUGCACUCGGUGAAAGUACUGGAAUAUCCUGACAAUAUACGUAAACUUGUUAUGAAGCUACCAUUUCACUGUCAGGAGAAAUGGAGAGGUAUUGUUUUACAAAUUCGUCUCUCUGGAUCAACCAUAGAAUUUUCUAACCUUGUGCAGUUUGUCCGUAGAGAAGCGCAAAAGGCCAUGGAUCCUAUGUAUGGAAAAGAAGCCAUGCGACCAGAUGACAAGACACAAGCUUACAGGAGAGUUUUAGCUAAACCCAGCACAGGAAAGGUUCAGUCCAAGCAAACGUUUGGAACUGACCUGAUAAAUGCAAGCAAGAUGGAAAAGGAUUACAGUAUCCAACAACCAUCUAGGUUUGAUGCCAAUGAUCAAAAGCCAUGUGACUACUGUGCUAAUGGUGGGCAUUUUAUUGACUCAUGCAAAAGGUUGGCUUCUAAACCACAUAUUGAUCGUUUGAACUUUCUAAAAUCCAAAGGUCUAUGUUUUCGUUGCUUCGAACAGGGUCACCGCAGCAAGGAAUGUCAGAAGAACGUCAUCUGUCAGCACUGCAAAGGUAACCACUCAACACUGUUGCAUAUUGACUCAAAGACAAACCUGAAAUGUUUAAGUGCAUGUACAGGUCAAGCUGAUGAAGAUAUGGAGACCGGUGACAGUAAAGGUGAUUGUACACUUGCUGUAAUCCCUGUGAAAGUAACAUUCAAAGAUACAUUAAAAGUGAUAUCGACAUAUGCAUUCCUGGACCCUGGAAGUACCAUCUCCUUUUGUUCAGAAUCCCUGAUGAAUCAGCUUGGAUGCAAUGGAAAGUCAAAGAAGGUUGAAAUAACCAUAGACACACUUGGAGAACCUCAUACUUCCUUUGUUCGUGCUGUCUCUGGUUUAAAGGUUCAUGAUAUGGAUCUAAAGAAUACCGUUGUCCUUCCUACAGUGUAUUCUAGGAGCAAUAUCCCAGUAUCAAACAGGCACAUCCCGACUGAUGCUGAUGUUGCACAGUGGCCUCAUUUUGAUGGAAUUCAUGUACCUCAUCUUGAAUCUGGAGUUGAUCUUUUGAUAGGCGGAAAUGCCCCAGAUGCCUACUCUCCAUUCGAAGUCAAAGUUGGUCCUGAAGGCAGCCCUCAUGCAACCAGAACCCGGUUAGGAUGGAUUUUAUGGAAUGUUGUCAGACCGUCACGACAAGGAGAAAAGCAACAUUUUCCAUCUAUGAGAACAGACAUUGUAAGUGUCAGAAAUAUUGAGGAAAUAAGUGAAUUGAAUAGUUUGGUAAGGAAGAGCAUAAACUUUGACUUCCCUGAAAGAUCCAUUGACGACAAAGCAGAAAUGUCUCAAGAGGACAAAAGGUUUCUCGACAAGGUUUCCGAGUCUGUUUCUUUGCAAGAAGGUGAAUAUUACAUUAACCUGCCUUUUAAGUGCUCCAAUGUACAAAUGCCCAACAACAGUGUGCAAGCUCUAAAACGCCUAGACAGUUUGAAGCGGAGGUUUUUGACUGAUUCAAAGUUUCAUGAUGACUAUGAAACAUUCAUGGAAAACAUAUUAGUCAAGGGGUAUGCCGAAAAGGUACCUACUGAUGAGCUGGAAGGUCAGCCAGGAAAGAUAUGGUACAUACCUCAUCAUGGGAUAUACCACCCAAGAAAGGCAGACAAAAUAAGAGUAGUGUUUGAUUGUAGUGCUAGUUUUCAAGGAGUGUCCUUGAACAAUAUGCUCAUACAAGGCCCAAACAUGACAAACAGCUUGAUUGGCAUUCUUCUCAGGUUCCGCCAAGACCAAGUUGCGUUUAUGGGAGACAUUGAGUCUAUGUUUUAUCGUGUGAAAGUACCCAACGAAGAUCGUAACUACCUUCGCUUCUACUGGUGGCCAAGAGGUGAUUGUGAUGAGAAGCCAGAAAUUUAUAGAAUGUGUGUCCAUUUGUUUGGGGCCAUUUCUUCAUCUAGUUGUGCCACAUUCGCUUUGCAACAGACUGCUGAGGACAACAAAGAAAGAUAUGUUCCUGAAGUUGUUAACAUGGUUGAGAACAACUUCUAUGUUGAUGACUGUUUAGCAUCUGUAGAAGAUGAAGAAAGGGCAGUCUACCUAAUCAAUGAACUAUCAAAGCUCUGCAAAGAUGGAGGGUUUCGUUUGACAAAAUGGGUCUGCAAUAGCAAAUCUGUAAUGAAAACUAUCCCAACUGAGGAGAGAGCCAAGGAGGUGAAGGAAUUGAAUCUGGAAUGUGAAUCUCUGCCCAGCGAGCGAGCUCUUGGUGUCUUUGCAAAUAGGCUCACAACUAUCCAUGAGGGUUCUGAAGUCGAGCAGUGGAAGUACGUCAACACUAAGCUCAAUCCAGCAGACGUUGCAUCAAGAGGGAUGAUGUUUGACAAGUUCAAACUUGCGCAACAGUGGUUUAAAGGACCAGGGUUUCUGUGGAGACCAAGAGUUGAAUGGCCCCUUUCUCCAGACAUAUGUGUGUCUGUACCUGAUGAAGACCCAGAGGUCAAGAACUCUGGUCAACACUUCAGGAAAGAGGUUGAAGUUUUGAAAGGAAACAAAAACCAAGUUAACAAUGGAAGAAGGGUCAGUAAAUCUAGUCCUCUGUACAAGUUAGAUCCCUUCAUUGAAAAUGGAAUCAUAAGGGUCGGUGGACGUCUUCAAAGAGCUAAGAUUCAACAUGAUUCUAAACAUCCGGUUGUAUUACCCAAAACUUCUCCUUUGUCAAAGUUGAUGAUCAAAGAUGCUCACACGGCUGUAGGUCAUAUGGGAAGAAAUGCUAUACUUGCCCACUUGAGGCAACGCUUUUGGAUCUUGGGAGCUGGAGUUAUUAUCAAGAGUCUUGUUUCCAAGUGUGUCAUUUGUAAGAAGUAUCAGUCACCAACUGGACAACAACAGAUGGCAGACCUUCCAGAUGACCGUCUUCAACCUGACAAACCACCAUUUUCGCAUGUGGGUAUGGACUUUUUUGGACCUUUUUUAGUUAAAAGAGGUCGUGCAACAAUGAAAAGGUAUGGUGUGAUCUUCUCAUGUUUGACCAUGAGAGCAGUGCAUUUAGAACUAGCUUGUUCUCUUGACACCGACAGCUGCAUCAAUGCUAUACGACGAUUUAUAUCAAGACGAGGUCAACCAGAAGUGAUCAGGUCAGACAAUGGGACCAAUCUCACUAGCAGCGAACGUGAACUCAAAGAAGAAAUCCUGAAAUUGAACCAACCCAAGUUGCACUCAUCAUUGCUAGAAAGAGGAAUUGAUUGGCAUUUUAACCCUCCUGCAGCAUCUCAUCAUGGUGGGAGUUGGGAACGUAUGAUUCGUUCAAUAAGGAAAGUUUUACAUGCAGUUGUCCAUGAACAAACCAUCAAACUUGACGAUGAAGGUCUGAGUACUCUCUUUGUGAGGUUGAAACUAUUCUCAAUGGGAGACCUAUCACUGAUGUACCAUAUCAUCCUCAUGAUCUAA
Messenger RNA from Haliotis rubra (blacklip abalone), 3696 nucleotides. RefSeq lists its product as uncharacterized. The coding region runs from base 1 to 3696 and encodes 1231 amino acids. Gene Ontology annotation, biological process: DNA integration. Gene Ontology annotation, molecular function: nucleic acid binding; zinc ion binding. Lineage: Eukaryota; Metazoa; Mollusca; Gastropoda; Lepetellida; Haliotidae. The record is from RefSeq and is a predicted model, not a curated record. The transcript has 4 exons.